ACAGGUUCGGGGAGAGUUACAAGUGGAAGCAGAGGUACUCUGUAUUGUUUGUAAAGGAGGGUGGGUUGUUGGCACAAGAAUUAUCACGUGACUGCUCUUUCCAAAUAGUUUCUCUCAAUAUUGGCAUCAAAGAAAAAAGCUAGGUAAACUCUGCAGGGCUUGAAAAAGCAAGGGUCUUUUAUCUGGCACUGGCUGAAACGUAUAAAAGCUGUCAUCGUUGGUUUAUCGCAGGUGACAGUUCUGCUAAGUGACUAGAUGACUCUGUGAGGACGCUCCGCGACGGAUCUAGUGCUUUUUUGUGAACUGAAUUUCCAAAGCUUGUAUACUUUUUGAAGACCUCUACAAGAAGUGACCGCAGCUAACGAGAAAAAAAAAAAUCAGAUUCUAAAAUAUCAAAAUGCUUUUUAAGAGCCUCAAAAGUUUCUCUGUGGAGCUGGAGGGCCCCGAAGACGCGGUGUUCACCAGCGGAGAGAUGGUGUGCGGGAAGGUGGUUCUCGAUCUCGGCAGGGAGAUCAAGGUGAGGUCGCUGAAGGUAGUGGGCAGUGGCGAGGCGACCGUGCACUGGACCCAGAACCGCAGCGUGGGCGUGAACAUCAUCUACAACGACUACUCGUCCAGCCAGACCUACUUCAGAAAGCGGUUCCGUCUCAUCCGAGAUAAUGGGGAGCUCACCAUUCUGCAGGCUGGAAAGCACGAAUUUCCGUUCAGCUUCCAGCUUCCUGAAGAUAGAACUCUGGUGACCUCCUUUGAGGGCAAGCAUGGCAGCAUCCGAUACUGUGUGAAAGCAAAGCUUCACAGGCCUUGGAACACGGUGAAGAAAAUAAAGAAGGAGUUCACUGUGAUCGAGCCCAUUGAUAUCAACACGCCAGCAUUACUAGCAUCUCAAGCUGGCAACAAAGACAAAAUGGCGCGGAUGUGGUACCGUAACCUGGGGCAAGUUUCCCUCACCGCCAAGAUCGACAGAAAGGGCUACACACCGGGUGAAGUGAUCCCAAUCUUUGCAGAAUUCGACAACUCCACCCACCGCUCUGUGGUCCCGAAGGCUUAUAUCACUCAGACUCAGACCUUCAUUGCCCGCGGCACCAUGAAGCAGAAGAAAUCCGUCGUGGCCACUCUGAGCGGCGACGCGGUCGGAGCACGGAAACGGGAGACCUGGCAUGGGCGAGCCAUCAAGAUCCCUCCCGUGGGGCCGUCCAUCCUGCAGUGUCGCAUCAUCCGUGUGGAGUACACGCUGCGGGUGUGUGUGGAUGUCCCUGGAACCUCCAAGCUGUCCCUGGAACUGCCCUUGGUCAUGGGCACCAUCCCACUGCACCCCUUCGGCAGCCGCACCUCCAGCGUGAGCAGCCAGUACAGCGUCAACCUGGAUUGGCUCCGCAUGGCCAUCCCCGAGCAACCUGAGCCUCCACCAGAUUACUGCGCCAUUGUCUCUGACGAGGAAGCCGAGCGCAACAUGUCCCCACCUCUGAUAGAGGAAGACUUCACGGGGGUCUUGCAGCGCCCCUUCUUCGCCUACGUGCAGGAGUUCCGUUACCGCCCCCCUCCCUUCUACUCUGAGGUUGACCCCCAUCCUCAGAUCUCCAACAUGAGACAACGCUGCAUGACAUGUUGAACAGCACGACGUGACUGAAUGGAAGUGAUUUCGCCUGGAUUUGUUAUCCAGAGAUUUGAUUGAAGUCCUGAAGCGUGUUUUGCUAGGGGGCGUGGUUGAAGAAUGAAUGGUUUCUCCCCCCCCCCCCCCCCC
Messenger RNA from Polyodon spathula (Mississippi paddlefish), 1741 nucleotides. It is a transcript of the gene arrdc2, whose product is annotated as arrestin domain containing 2. NCBI's taxonomy places the organism in Eukaryota, Metazoa, Chordata, Actinopteri, Acipenseriformes, Polyodontidae. The transcript has 8 exons. The record is from RefSeq and is a predicted model, not a curated record. The coding region runs from base 398 to 1609 and encodes 403 amino acids. Gene Ontology annotation, cellular component: plasma membrane; cytoplasm. Gene Ontology annotation, biological process: protein transport.